Molecule: messenger RNA, 1734 nt
Organism: Vanderwaltozyma polyspora DSM 70294
Lineage: Eukaryota; Fungi; Ascomycota; Saccharomycetes; Saccharomycetales; Saccharomycetaceae
Gene: IZH3
Product: Izh3p
Exons: 1
Coding region: 1-1734 (577 amino acids)
Cellular component (GO): membrane
Molecular function (GO): signaling receptor activity
Source: RefSeq, a predicted model, not a curated record
AUGGAAUCUUCCACUGCAUGUAGCAGCAUGUUAACUUCUGAAAAUGAUGAAGGCAGUUUGAAUUCUUCGUAUUCUAAGAAGAUGGCUGAUGCAGUUAUUAGUUCAACUUCAUAUUCCUUGGAUUCGAUUUCGAGAUUGAAGAGAAAGUCCAUUGAUUUAGUGAAGAAGAAGUCAAAUGAAUAUAUCAGUAUUGGCAGUGGCGGUUCUACCGUUACUAAUGAAACAUUCGCUAAUCUUGAUAAUGAUGGAUCCAAUGGUUCAAGUACGACUAUAUCUGCAAGUUUAAUGAAUAGAUUAAACAGAGUAAAAGAAAAGCAUUUAUGGAGAAGUAAUAUCAAAAAUAGUGCUGAUACCAAUAAAGGCACUGGUGCCAAAAAUGGCAAUGUCAAAGGUAUCAAAGUAGUGGAUGAUGAAAUGUUAUUGCUAUCAAGGUUAUCCCAAGACACAUUAAAUAAUGAUUCUACUUUUCCUCUGAAGACUAUUGCCAAAUUGGAUUCAGACGUGUACUCUCAGUUCUCUGAUUCAAACAUUACGUUAACCAAUAGUGUUAUUAAUACUGAUAUGGAUAAGAACAUAAACUCUCUGGAUAAUACUCCAAGGGAACCUGCAUCAAAAAAUUCUAUACACGAAUUACUUGAUGAAGAGCAUAUGUGGAUAUCUGAGGCAAUGGCUGAAAAUGACAAUGAUUUAACAUACGUUAUAAAGUCAUAUAAUCACAGCAUCGCUUAUGAUUUAGGUCAGGAUAAACAUUUACAUUAUUAUCAGCUGCCUUUCCCAUGGAGAGAAAAUCGUUACAUUAUCAAUGGUUACAGAUUUUAUCACAAGAAUUCAAAAUUGUUGUUGUCUGUAUUUAACUGGUACGGUUUUCACAAUGAAACUGCAAAUAUUUGGUCUCAUUUAUUGGGUGCUAUUUAUUUUGCAUAUAUUGUACUUUUUGAAUUCCCAAAAUCUUUUAUUGUCCAAAGUCCUGAAGUUCCUCCUUCAGCCAAAUAUAUUGUGUAUCUGUUCUUGUUGGCUGGUAUUAAAUGUAUGUUAGCUUCAGUAUUUUGGCAUACUUUCAACGGUACUUGUUCGAUUAAGUUACGUCCAAAAUACUGUUGCGUUGACUAUUCCGGUAUUACCAUUUUAAUUACAGCAUCGAUUUUAACAGCUGAGUUUGUUUCAUUGUAUGACCAUCGUUCUAUUAUGACGGUAUAUAUGUCAUUAUCUCUACUAUUUGGUUGUUUUGGUCUGUACUUGAAUUGGUCACCAAAGUUCGAUUCACCUGAGGCAAGACCUUUACGUAUUAAAUUCUUUAUUUUAUUGGCAGCAUUAGGUGGGUUGGCUUUUUUCCAUGUGGCUUAUUUAGAAGGUAUGGCAUAUGCUGCUUGGUUAUAUUCCCCAGUUACAUCCAAGUCUAUUGUAUGGUAUUUGAUUGGUGUCUUCUUCUAUGGUUCUUUUAUUCCAGAAAGAUUCAGAUCAGAUUUUGUUAUUGACAAGAGCAUUCCAAAUAGUAAACAGUUAGCAAGCGAUGUUACAAUUAUUACUAAGCACAAGCACGUACAUUUUAGAGAAGAACCAACCAAGACCAACCACUGUAAAGAUUGCACUUCAAAAAGCUUCAAAACUUUAUGGUGGGUCGACUACAUUUGUAACUCUCAUAACAUCUGGCAUGUAUUCGUGUUCUUAGGUGUUAUGGGUCAUUAUAAUGCAAUUUUAGACAUGUUUGCUAAGAAAUGGUUAACCAAUAUUUAA